This is a messenger RNA of Meira miltonrushii, 2291 nucleotides long. Its product is annotated as rhomboid-domain-containing protein. Gene Ontology annotation, biological process: proteolysis. The transcript has a single exon. The record is from RefSeq and is a predicted model, not a curated record. The annotation marks the transcript as partial. Gene Ontology annotation, cellular component: membrane. Lineage: Eukaryota; Fungi; Basidiomycota; Exobasidiomycetes; Exobasidiales; Brachybasidiaceae. Gene Ontology annotation, molecular function: serine-type endopeptidase activity.
AAAACAACGAUGUAACACUUUUAACGGGUAGAAAAAGUUUUCAUUCAUGCAUAUGAACGGCAAGAGCAAAAAGCAGCACAGCCAAUUGCAUUCACACCGCUUACGCCUCUUCAUAACAGGGGUCAAACGAAGGUGUUGCUUUGUACAUCAUGAUAUGCAUACACACCACAUGUUGCAUAGACUGAAUAUUGAAACAGGCUUGAUGUUCACUUCAUAUCCAUCAUCUCUUACCACCAACAAAAUCUAGAGGAAACCAAAAACCAUCUAAGAAUGGCAUCAUACGAAUACUGGCAAGAUGAUAGACGUCCGCCUGCCUAUCAAGAUGGCGGCGCUUCAUCAUCUUCUCAUCAUCGUCAAAGGUCUGGCAUUCCAACAAAUGCGUUCGAUUCAAGUCGUGCGGUCGCAGAUGACUAUAUGUACGGACUAAACAAGUCCAAUCCUUCCCAGGAACAGGACAAUGGCGCGGGAAUUGGCGCUGGUCGCAAUGCUUAUAUGGCACCUGAUACUCCAUCCAUGUAUACGGACCCAUACGAAUACGCCUCCACGGUUGCUGGACCUACAGGCAAUUCAAAACCCGCAACAAGAGCAGGGGCAGCAAAUGUAGUGGGCACUCGUCCCAAUACAAACUUUCUUGAUCACGAUCCCUACAGCUCUCAACCUCAACAAAGUCAAUUAGACCGUAGCAAUACGAUGAACACAUUAGGUCCUGCUGACAGUGUCAGUGCUCAUCAUCUUCAUGCACGCUCACAAGAUCUAGGUACAAAUGGAACCUACGAUGAAUACAACGAUGAUGGUUAUCGGGAAUACCCCUAUCGUUCCUCUCGCGAUUAUCAUUCACGCAACUAUAGCCAUGGCGGUGAAGGCGAUGUGGGCGCAAUGUAUGGCGCCAGUGCAGCCUCUUUGCCCCUCAAAGAUCAUGCUGGCUAUAUGGGAUACGCCGAUGAUGAAGACGACGAAAAGCGACAAAGGGAUCGUUAUUGGAAUGGGGAUUCAAAGGAUGAUUGGGAACGUCAAAAUCCCCCAUCAUUAUUUGCCAACAAUAUGCAAGGUCCUUCCGUUCCACGAAAGAGUGUGGAUGAGAAUGGCGACGAUAGACGUGGUUUGUUAGCAAAGAUGACUGGAGAUGGCUUGCGACCUGGAUGGGGUGGGUCAAUAGAGGAACAAAUUGAACGAAGAAGAAGAGGAAUCGGACGUCAAAAAUAUCCAAUUUUGAGUUGGAUUUUGAGUAUCGCAUACGUUAUCGUUUUCAUCAUUGAGCUUGUUAAAGCUAAAAGUGCUACAGGUCAAGCUAUCCAGUUAAAACCAAGCAUCAAUCCGAUGAUUGGGCCACCAUUUGAAUUUCUGAUCUCAUUCGGUGCUCGUUUUGUGCCUUGCAUGCGUAAAGUGCCCGCCGUUCCACUUACAACGCCUUUGAUCUGCUUGAAGGAUAUUGCACAAUUAAGCGUUCCAAGCAAUGAAACGUGUCCUUUGUACGAAAUCUGUGGAUUGCCCAACGCAAAUACUUAUGGACAAGCAUAUCGAUUCGUCACGCCAAUCUUCAUCCAUGCUGGUUUUGUUCAUAUCGGCUUCAACUUACUUGCUCAAUUGACUCUCGGUUCGCAAAUCGAAAAGAUAUUCUCUUCACCCAUCUUUAUUGUCGUUUACGCAGCAGGAGGAAUCGGUGGUAAUUUGUUGGGAGGUAAUUUCGGUUUGGUUGGAUUACCGUCGGUUGGAGCAAGUGGUGCAAUUUAUGCUUGUAUCAGUUUGGAAUUGACUGAUUUGCUGUACAAUUGGAAGUAUGAAUAUCGACCCAGAUUAAGACUGAUCAUGUCUAUCGUUUUCACCAUUAUCGGUUUUGCAAUUGGUCUUUUGCCAGGUUUGGACAAUUUUGCACAUAUUGGUGGCUUUGCCGUUGGAAUUUUGGGAGGUGCUGUCUUGGGUCCUGUGAUUCAAAAAACCCGUCGUCAUAAAAUCAUUACUUGGGUCAUUCGUGUGAUCGCAGCUGCGCUUUUGAUCGGAUUCUUUGUCGGACUCGGGACUAAUUUCUACAACAGCGAUGAUCCAAGUAAGGCAUGUACCUGGUGUCGUUAUUUGAGUUGCUUGCCUGUAUUUUCCCAAUGCAAGGGUGAUGGUUUGACUGUUUCCACAACUUCUUCCACUGGAAAUUGAGUUGUCAAACUUUUUUUUGCACAUUCUUAUUGCACUAUUAUUUGUUUAUCUGGAGACCUUUUUUUUUCAUCAAUUGUAUAUCAUUAUUCAUGUCAUAGCAUCGGAUCCUAUAACAUUGAAAUAUAAUCUUCUUAUUUUGCACA